Molecule: messenger RNA, 9922 nt
Organism: Cheilinus undulatus (humphead wrasse)
Lineage: Eukaryota; Metazoa; Chordata; Actinopteri; Labriformes; Labridae
Product: matrix-remodeling-associated protein 5
Exons: 17
Coding region: 121-7263 (2380 amino acids)
Cellular component (GO): extracellular region
Molecular function (GO): protein binding
Source: RefSeq, a predicted model, not a curated record
CAUCGAGGCUGCUGUCAGGCCGACAGGACGUCUUUGGGAUUCUAAAACAGUUCAUUCUUUCCCGUCCUGAGGAAAUUCCAGGUCUUUUAAUGCCGUGAGCAGUCAGACAGCCAUCCAGUCAUGCUGCUGAGGUGCUGCACUAACAUCUUCUGCAGACUGGCUGCAGCCUGGUUUCCUCUGCUCCUCUCAGCACUGCUUUGGCAAACGCUCCCCCCCGUACACGCCGUCCCAUCCUGCCCUCGGAGCUGCAGCUGUCCAGGAGUUAAAGAGGUCCACUGUACCUUCAGACACCUCACCACCAUCCCCAAAAGCUUUCCCAAAGACACAGAGAGGCUCAACCUGGGCUACAACAGCCUGACGGAGGUGGAGGGUUCAGAGUUCAGGUCACUACAGCAGCUGGAAAUGCUCAUGCUGCACGGCAACGACAUCGGCAGCGUCUAUCCGGGGGCGUUCUACAGCCUGAGGUCUCUGCAGAUCUUGAAGCUGAGCUACAACAAGAUCACGUCGGUGAACCCUGGUCUGUUUGAGGGUCUUGCUGGUUUGAUCCGUCUCCAUCUGGACCACAACCUCAUCGAGUUUAUAGAGCCGUACUCCUUCUCUGGUCUAACAUCCUUAAAACUGCUGCAGCUGGAGGGGAACCUCAUCCAGGACAUCCACCCUCACACCUUCAUCACGGUGUCGCUGCUGGGAACCUUCUGGACCUCUGGACUCAAACAUUUACAUCUAUCAGACAACCUCAUGGAGCAGCUCCCCGCUGCAGCGCUGAAGAUGGCUCCCAGGCUGGAGCUCCUCACCCUCCAUGGGAACCCCUGGGCCUGUGACUGUCAGCUCCGCUGGCUGGUGGAGUGGAGCUCCUCACAUGAAGGUAUCAUAAAGUGUAAGAAGGACCGUGGCUCCAGUGAGGUCUGCCCCCUGUGCUCCUCUCCUCAGACCCUAAAUGGCACCCAGCUGUUGGGGUUAGAACCAGACAAGCUCACCUGUGCACGGCCUGAUCUUCGCUCCCCCCUGAAAAAGUGGGACAGUCCUGUGUGGGCUGAUUCCGAAGCAGAGCCCGACCUCCCGUACAUCCGUGAUUUUGAGAAGCCUUUAGGACACCUGACCCUCGUUCUCUCUGACAGCCACGGGAACAGCGCUCACCUGGCGUGUGACGUACGGCAGCCAGGAGACAGCUCGCCCAUGACCUGGACGACGAACUCACACGGGGAGUUAUCCGUCAACGUAUCUCUAGCGACUGCCCUUGAAUGUGAGAUCGAUCGGGAGACUCUGCAGAAUCUCUGGCAGCUGGUUGCGUACUACUAUGAGAGCCCUGCCAUCCUGGAGCGAGGCCAACAGAGGGGGAAUGACAGUCGAGUUACCUUUCAGUAUUCCCAGGUAGUUAAUGAAAACUCCCCGUAUUUUACAGACUUGAAAGGGUAUUUGGUAGCAGAACCUUCAUGGCUGCUUCAACCAAGGGUCACUAUGAAGCUCAACAGGCGGCAGACAACGACCAAGAAGCUGGUUAUGGAUUUUACUACUGUGAUAACGAGGCACAUGAGCGACCGCACGGCGAACCAGGACGACCAAGAGCGAGCUCUGUCCUGGGCUCUGAUUCGAAGAAAGACAACCGGGCGGAUUCAGACUGCUCUCGAAGGUUCGAAAGUUCAACUGGGGUGUCGAGUCGUCACUUCAGAUCCGGAGGUAAAAACUGAAUGGAUGCUUCCGGAUUUGUCCAUCGCUGAAAAAGCGGCUGAUAAAAUCGAGCUUCCUGAAAGCGGAGAACUUGUGAUUUUAAACGCUUCGUUGUCUGAUUCAGGUCUUUACCACUGUAUGGUCAGAACCAAAGCUGGCGUGGACUUGAUGCCUUUAAGACUCACCGUUAAAGAGCGCUCCCUCGGCCCGACUGCUCUAAAUGGCCAGAAAAUCACAGUAAUGAAGGGACAGUCGUUUUCUCUGCCUUGUGAAGUUACCUCGGUCCAGCCCAGUCAGAUUAUGUGGUACCUCCCCAAACACCAAAUCCUUCUCCCCACACAGCAAACCAGACGGGCAGAAAUGAUGGAAAAUGGGACUUUGGUUGUAAAAAGAUCAACACAGGAAGACACUGGGGAGUACAGCUGCUUGGCGUCUAAUCUGUAUGGCGUUGACAUGCUGUCACACGUUGUGGAAGUCACCGAUCGAUCCAAGGAGCAGCAGAUCCUGCCGUUUGGUGAAGAGGAAGGAGAAGGUUCAGGGGGAGAUUACCAGGAAAUUAAACGUCCGUUUGCCACGCAGUUCCCUAAGAAGCUGCAAACACAGGACAGACAUGCCAACGGUUUUACAAAAAGGACAAGAAUCAAAGAAUCAAAAAGAAAACCCAGUAAAUCAGAUCUGAAUCCAGAGACUUCCACUAAAGCUAAACCGAGCACUUCUUUACCUACAGAGCGGUCACUACCAGAGCCGAGCACCGUCUCCUUUUAUACACCCGAACCCUUCACCACGGCUGCCUUUAGGAUCACUUCUUAUACUCACAGCGUAGCUCCGACCACAGCCUCUUCUGGUUUGAGUUUGCACCAGCCGACGGAAUCAACGCCACUCAGUGAGAUCACUGAAAGGACAGCGAUGGUCACAGACCAGUCAGCCGUUAGAAGACAGUUCAACCGCGUUCCCGGUCAGUCAAACAGGAGGCGACCACCGUUCAGACGCAGGAAACCGCCGAUGAGAAGGGUCCGACCACAUCUGCACCCCUUCUACCAUCCAUCAAACAAACCCCAAGGAACGGCCCCUCCCACGACGACCACCACACCGACGACCACCACACCAACAACCACCACCACCACUACAACCACCACUGCUGCUACGACUACGACUGCUACUGAAUAUGAAACCUUAUCUGCAGAGUACCAGACAGAGGAGGAUGACUACAGCGAAGAAUACAAGCACGGUGAUGGUCUGGAUGAACGGGAAGAUUUAGACCGUCAAACCACUCCUGCAGAAUUUAUCAGAACCUUUACGACGUUCCCACCUGAACCACAUACUAAUAAAGGUAAACAGAGUUUACUAAAUUCAAACUCCAUUCUCACUCCAAGGCUAGAUAUCAGCCCCGAUCCAGCUGAGAGGGAAGCUCAGGAACAGGAAAGAGAGGCUAACAGGAAGAAACUGGAGAGAACGAAGCCUGAAACCAGAAAACAAACAGAAGAAACGAGCAGCGACGACAAACCUCAUGCAGGAGACAAAAAGAAAGAAAAACAGAAAACAGACACAGAAUGUGAUGACAAAGACACAGAAAAAUCUCAAGAUAGCACAAAGUCAACCAGACUUUUACAAGAAAAUAACACACCAACCCGAACAGGAACGUCCAAGAUAAUAACAUCACAUCCAGCAGGAGGCAGAGGCUCUACAGACCGACAGGAUCAGGAAACUGAGAAGACAGGAACCCACAGCUUCCCAGUCAUGGAACCAGUCCACCCUUGGCUCCACCAGAGCAACCACGGAGGAGGAACUACCACCUCCAGACCAACGCAUGCAAACCACGACAGAAUAACACAGAGACAAGGGGGAGUGAAUUCAGGCAGGCAGUACCAGCUCCCCAGUGUCCCCCCGACCCCCCGCUGGCCUUCCUACCAUCAUCAUCAUCAUCACUACCAGCCCUACUACCCCCACCUGCCGGGUCAAAGAACAUUUACUCAUCCAAGGCAAGGGUCUGGAUCCCAACCUGUGCCCACGCAUCGGCCAUGGCCCCUACCUCACCCCUGGGUCAAAGACCGGUUUGUCACCAACCGCCCAGAAAUUACAGCUGAGACAGCGAGGCCCACCCCUACAAUUUCUGGAGCAUCAGGAACCAGAGUUAAAAUCUCCCACCCCUCUCUGUCGCACCAUAGUCAUCAUCAGAAUCAUCAUGUGGACGUCAGGACCCAGACCAGAGAUCAGCUUUUCUUUUCACGGCUCAGGAACAGAUACAGACAGGCGCAGCUUGACCGCAUUGCUCAGCUAGGGAGGUCUGUGACACCAAAACCCCGCUCUAGCUACCACAGUCCUCUGUCAUCCAUGACACCUAAAACCCACCAUCCAUCUCCAUAUAGACCCUACAUCCCCAAACCUGCAGCCACAUCCUCCUAUACCUACACUCUGCAGCCUCAGAAGUCGGCCCAGCCUUCAUCAUCCACCUUCUUCGGCUUCAUCCCGACUCCUCGUCCUUACCACCCGACAACUCCCGGGGUUCAGUAUGGAGGUCGAUGGCCUGUCGGAGGAAAAAUCAGCUCUCGACGGCCCACAGCAGCACCUCCUUUCCCAUGGUCGUUGGGAUCUGCAGGUGGAGGGGUGAAGGCCCGGAUCACCACGGUAUCCUCAGCUAGUGUGUCAGUUCUGGCAGAGAGUGAUGUCUUCCUACCCUGCAAGGCAACAGGAAAUCCUGAGCCUAACAUCGCGUGGACCAAAGUUUCUACAGGGGCCACCAUCCCUGCCAACACCAAGCACGGCUCUCGUUUUGAGGUCUUAAAGGAUGGAUCUUUUGUCAUCAAAAACAUUCAGCUCCAGGACAGAGGCCAGUACCUGUGUACGGCCCAGAACAGGUUUGGAUCAGACCGUAUGGUCAUCACUCUGGCCGUCCAGACUGAGGCCCCAAAGAUCAAGCCCCCAAAGUCGGCACAGAUCGCCGUCUACCUGGGUAAAGGUGUGACUCUUGACUGUGCUGCUUUGGGGAAACCCCCUCCCCAGAUCUCCUGGAUUCUACCAGACCGGACGUUUGUACGGGACGUUGGAACUGUCCACACCCUCCUGUCUCCAAUGUCCUUUCUUCUAAAUGGGACCCUGCACAUCCAUUCAGCCAACUUCUCCAGCAAAGGGGACUACAAAUGUAUAGCUAGCAAUGCAGCAGGAGCAGACACGAUAACCUACAAUGUCCAUGUGGCGGCGCUGCCUCCCACUUUCAGCGAAGGAGGAAUGGAUACUGUGAUCGUUCAGCCAGGAAGGAGUCUGUACGUCCACUGCUCUGUGAAGGGAGAACCAGCGCCUAUGCUGACAUGGAUGCUUCCUGCAGGAGUUCAUGUCAAACCCUCACAGUUUCUGGGACGCCGCCUUUUUGUCUUUCCCAAUGGGACAUUGUUUGUGAAGAACAUUUCGCCAGCCGAUGCUGGAAGGUAUGAAUGCUUGGCCACUAAUACCGUGGGUAUUGCAAAACGAACCGUCCAGUUGGAGGUCAGGGCGGACUCCGCUUCCUUCCCUCAGCAGCCUCCUCCUCCUCUCCCAGUCCCUCACUCCUACCACCGUGGUGCUCCAUCCCGCCAGCACUCCGUCUCAGCGAUGUACGGUUCUGCCGUCUACCUCCACUGUCCCGAGUCGACUGGUUCAAAAAGAGGAACUGUCUGGCAGCUGCCCUCUAAGACCAUCAUGGAGCAUCAGUACAGUCCAGAGAGACCCAUUAAAGUUUUCCGUAAUGGGACUCUGAGGAUUCUCCAGUUAACAGAGCUGGACGGAGGAAAUUAUCUGUGUGUCUUUCAGCGGCCCAACGGGGAGGAGAUCGAGCUCUUCCAGGUGGAGGUGGUAAUGACCCCCCCGAGAAUCGAACAUGUAAGGACUGCACAAACCAGAGUCACCUUUGGAGAAAAUUUUCAGGUGGACUGUGUUGCUACCGGCCUCCCUGAUCCAGACGUGUCAUGGAGUCUUCCUGAUGGAACUUUAAUAAACAACGCUCUCCAGUCAGACGACAGCGGCGUUCGUCACCGCCGCUAUGUUAUCUUUGGCAAUGGGACUUUACUUCUGCAGCAGGUGGGCAAAAAGGAUGAGGGCGACUACACCUGCCACGCCAAGAACAAGCUAGGAAAGGACGAGAGAAAAGUCAGGGUCAAGGUGGGACCUGAGGCACCAAAAAUACGAUCCAAGCUUCCAUCGGUGAUGACAGUAAAGUUGGGACAAUCAGCCCAGCUGAGCUGUCAGGCUACAGGUGAGCCCACACCUGUAAUUAAGUGGAUCUCACCAGGAAGUGAUGCAAUAACCUCGUCAGAGAAGUUCCAGGUCAUGGACAACGGGAUGCUGGUGGUGAAAAGAGUUACUCUGGCUGAUGAAGGAAAAUACACAUGUGUAGCACGGAAUGCAGCAGGUGACGACGUUAAAAACAUAAACGUUGAAGUAGAACCUCAGGAGCCCGUUAUCAACGGCCUGACGGGUGAAAGCACCACAACGGUUCUAGCUGUGUCCUACCAAACCGUCUUUCUGGACUGCAGAGCGGAGGGAAAACCCAGACCACGGGUCUGGUGGGUUUCUCCUCAUGGCCACUCGCUACCAACGCCGUACCUGGGCGGUCGCUUCCAGGUCCACUUGAACGGGAGCUUGGAGCUGAGAGGGGUGAGGAAAACCGACGAAGGGACGUACACGUGUCUGGCUAAGAACAACCUCGGCGACGUCUCGCUGCUGGUUCAACUAGACGUCACGUCACUAGCAGAGAAACCCAGCUUUGCUGUUCCCAACAUCGAAAUCAUCCCGUUAAAGCAGGAUAAUGGGGCACUGUUCCUGGACUGUCCCGCACGGGGAAAACCGCAACCAGAGUUUGCCUGGCUUCUCCCAAAUGGAACCAUGUUAGCGCCUGGUGCUAGACUCCAGCGGUUCGUUCAUCAUCAGGGAAACGGGACUCUACAGAUCUCUCAGGCGGUGUCAGGUGAUAAGGGAGUUUACCGGUGCCUGGCCAAGAACGUGGCAGGACAAGCAGAGAAACGCUACGCUCUGGAGACGGGCAGGAAGCCAGUGAUCCGAGGAUCUACAGGAGGGCUGAAGAUCAACUAUGGCCUACAUCUCAACAUGCCAUGCACCGUGGACGGCUGGCCACAGGCCUCGAUCACAUGGAGCCUUCCUAACGGACUGGUCCUGGACAAACCUCAGACCAUCGGACGGGUGACUCUAUUCUCCAACGGGACCCUCCAGCUCAGACAGGUGUCCACCUUUGACAAAGGAACGUACCUCUGCAGAGCCUCCAACUCCUUUGGUUCGUCGACGCUCUCCUACCCAGUGACAGUGAUGGUUUUCCCUCCACGGAUCACAAGCACCCUGACCUCCAUCACCAGGGUCAGCAGGGGGUCACAGGUGACGUUACACUGUGUAGCCACAGGUAUUCCUAAACCGGAUAUUUCAUGGACAUUACCUGGACGAACGACCCUCGUUCCACACAACCGCUUCCCGGUCCAGGGAGGGAUUCAGAUGACUGAGGAGGGCAGUCUGGUCAUACAGAACGCCGUCCUCAUGAACUCUGGCAUUUACAAAUGCAACGCCAAAAACGCACUGGGGACUGAUUUUAAAUCCACAUACCUACAGGUGGUCUGAGAGACAGCGUGGAGGAUUUUCUCAUGGAUUUGACUGUUAUGGCAUUAAAAGGACCGCCGGACUGGAGGCCUGGCUCCAGUUACCUUCUAACGCAGUUUCCACUGAACCAUGAGUCAAAGUUGGACAGGUGGAUGUCAGACUAAACAUUCACUUUCGAGAUUUCCCUGCAGUGUUUUUCUUUUGUUUGUAGUUGAGAAAAAAAAAGUGCGUUUUGUUUAAUGUACAUUUCUGACCCUAAAUUACGUCUCCAAAAUGCUUUAAUGCCUGUUAUAAGAAGUGCCUCUCUGUCCUUUCUCUGUAUAUUUAUUACUAAAUUCCUCAUGCAAGAAAAGGUGGGUUUAAUUUUUCAUAACAACAGUUUAAUGAAACAGAAGUAACUUCAGACCCUCUCUUUGACAAUGGCAGAUCUAUGGAAGAGGAUUAGGGCCACUGAAAAAAAAAACUUUGAGACAUGACUGACUUUUCCAAAUUCUAAGUAAAACAGAAAGUCUGAAUUCUGAACCCAGAGGCUGAUUGACUUACAGGGACGUACUGAUGGGCUGAUGGGCCAGGAGAUUUAAGGAAAUGUCUUGCUGUGAUUGUGGGACAUGCUGUUUCUGAUGAGGCUGCACAGAGAAGGACAGACACACAGGUAGGCCAACUGUGUGCAGACCAAGAGAAACCACACAACUGUUCCUCCUCUUUCCUUACACUGCACUCCUUCUCUUUUUUGUGCUCUGCCCCCAACGGACAGGUGCAAGAGUUUACCUGCCUUAGCACAUUACAACAUCACAACACACAUGCUACCCUCAGCAGCACCCGGUAGUGCAGCAAAUUAGUUACACGGUCAGGUGACCAAUGAAAAAACACCUAAACUUGAACAUCUGGUUCAUACACAAAGAGCCUGAGGCCUCAGUCAGGACGUAGUGCACGGUUUAGGCUUAAUCCCCGUUCUCCCCUUAACCCUCAGUCUUAACCCUCAGUCUCAAAAUGCGCGUUCCUGCAAAGUCCCAGUUCUCCCGAGAGUUGAGUUGAGGGGCGAGUUUGAGGGCUUUAUCUCCCUCGAUUGUGAGCUGUUCCUCGAGCUCCCUUGGUGUUGAGGGUUAUCACUCAGAGAAAGAUGGCGGUGAAUGCGGAGAAGAAAUCGAGCUACAAUUGCAAAUUUCUUUGGUAAUAGAGAUUUAAAAAUUAGGAAAACCACUCCAAAAUAUUAGUUUAAUGUUAUUUUAUGGAUUAUUUGCCUUUUUGUAGCGUAACAUUUACUUUUAUUUUUAUGAUCGUAAGCCGGUAACCAUGCCGUCGCGGACAAGCCUACGAGUUACAACUGGUGUUAGCUAAUGGUCGCGUUAUACGGUGACUUUCAGCUGAAUAUGUCCGUGGUUGUGGUGUUUAUACGUGUUAUUUGGUUGAAUAUUAACGUUCUCGUUCUUCUUCUUCUUCCUCUGAAUCCACAGACUACACAGUUUUGGCACAUUACUGCCCUCUACAGUCUGAAAUCGUAACUGCUUUUAAGGGGUGUCCCAUUUCUAAGUCACCAGAUGGUCCUUACACUUGGAAUUUAGGGGGAGUUAAGACUGAGGGUUGAGCUUGAGAGGAAGAUUGAGGGUUAAGGGGAGAAAUGGGAUUCAGCCUUAGUCUGUAACACCAUCAAAUCACCGCGAUCACAAGAUCAGUACCAUCGGACAGCUCCACAUCAAUCAGCUGUGACAACAGUGACAGGUCAGAGGGAAUUUUACUCUACAAACUCAUCAUUUUACUCUCUAAACUCAUCAUUUUACUCUCUAAACUCAUCAUUUUACUCUCUAAACUCAUCAUUUUACUCUACAAACUCAUCACUUUACAAACUUAUCAUUAAACUCUACAAACUCAUCAUUAAACUCUGUAAACUUAUCAUUUUACUCUUUAAACUCAUGAUUAAACACUACAAACUCAUCAUUUUACUCUUUAAACUCAUCAUUUUACUCUACAACCUCAUCAUUAAACUCUACAAACUCAUCAUUUUACUCUUUAAAAUCAUCAUUUUAAUCUACAACCUCAUCAUUUAACUCUACAAACUCAUUUUACUCUCUAAACUUAUCAUUUUACUCUCUUAACUUAUCAUUAUGCACCCUUAAGUCAUCAUCCUCAAAUAUUCACUGAAAAAGCCAAAUAUACAGCUGAGGCAAUGAAACUAUUAAUAAGAUAAUAUGAGUAAAAGCUACAUACAUGAUUUGUGUGCAUUAAGAGAAGGCAGGUCGAAGAGAGCAAGUUUGUAGGGUCUACUAAAUCAUGAUGCAUUCUAAUGAUAUAUAUAUUUAUAUGUGGCUAUGGCUAUGUGGUUACAUAUGUAGACUAUAAGAAACAGCGAAAUAUGUAACAAAUAAUACUAAUACUAGCUUAAUGAUUUUGUCUUUUUUUAAAUUUAUUAUUUUAUUAUGUUGAUUUAAUAUUUUGUCAGUGUUGUGGUGUCAGAGGCUAGAGUCACUGUAGGAUGGGGGGUCAGACUCUAAGUCCGGGGCCAGAUUCACUCCAACGAGACGUCCUGAGGGCUGGACUGUUUAGGCCAGGAGUGUCAAAGUUAAUCACGGAUUCUGAAUGUAGAAACCUAAGAGCAUUAAAAAGGUCAACAUUUAACCUUAAACUGUCAACAUCAUUUUCACCACUAGUACAAUAUGGAAACGUAUAACACUGAUAACAAAUC